GGCGCACGCACACGAACGCACACACACACUCGCGCGCGCGGUUACAGGCACGCGCACGCACGCACAUACACGCACAUACAGACAGCUUGGCACUGAUUUUUGUACCAGCAAGCGCCACCGCGUCUACUGCACACCACUCGAAAAACCUACAACGCUGCUGCUGCUGCUGUUGCCGCCGCUGCUGUUGCUGCUGCACACUCCACACUCACACGCACGCAGUCCUCGCGUCAACCAGACUCUCUCGGUUUUUUUUUUUUUUUCAAAUAUUUAUUUAUUUAUCGUUUUAUUAUUUGACGCCGUUUUUCGAAUUACCGUGUUUUUAUUAUUAUUGUCGUAAUAAUUAUUCUUUCCAACGUCGUAUAAUAAUACACUAUACGUAAUUCAAAUACUGCCCCGUCGUUAGAUUUACACAAACAAUAAAUCGCGCAACGUAUUUCCGAACAUAUAAUAAUAAUUAUCGUUUCGAUUUCGUGAAUACCGCGUCCGACACGAAAACCAAUAUUUUCAUCGUCAAUACGUACGCGUACGUAACAACGCGACAAUAAAAUAUCGCGGGUAUUGCGCCACCGACGAAAGUCGUGUAAGUAUCGCAAUAAUUCAAAUAUGGCCCACGGCGUUCCGGACGAACCUGUUGGCAAGGUGGAAGAGAAGCGGCCCAAAGCGCCAGUCGGGUCCAGAAGAAUCUUUCCCCCGCAGUUCAAACUACAGGUAAGCGUGUUGAUAAUAAUAUCAUCUUUUGUAAUAACGUUAUUAUUGUUUUACCACAAUUAACCGCGACUAUUGCUCGCUAAAUUGGUACGUUCAAUUUUUACCGCUUUUACGCGGUCGUCACCGCCGCCGUCAUCAUUCGGGUUCUGUGCCAAAACGAAUAAAAAUAUAACACUCGUUGUUUUCGCGCUCGUCCGCUAUCGGGAUAUUAAUGCUAUUAGAAUAUUGUAGUCCGCGUUGGUCGUUCACUAAAAUGUAUUCUAUCGUAUUCCGUUUCUAAUUUAUGUUUUGCUGCUCAUUAUGGCAAAUGCGCCAAGUAAACUUCGGCUUUUCUUCGUCCAAUUAUUUUCCGCCUCCAAUAGCAACCUGUAUAAUAUUACCAUGUUGGAACGUAAUACAAUAAAUAAUUUAUUCUCUCCAAAUUAUCGGAUAAACAAUUUUUUAAAUUUUAAUUUUUUCGCGAUUGCUUUAGGUGUUGGAUUCUUACCGACAAGACUCGGACUGUCAAGGAAAUCAACGAGCUACUGCCCGUAAAUACGGUAUUCACCGUCGUCAAAUCCAGAAGUGGCUGCAGACAGAAACGAGCUUACGGUUGGCUGUGCAACAGGCAGCCGGUGCACCAAAACCUCCGAAAAUUGCCGCCGCUGCAGCGGCAAUAGUAGAGACAACGUCUGGUUCGGACAGUGAUGUGAACGUUGAAGACUUAUCAGACACAGAAGAUUCUGCCUUAGAUUUAUCUACUACUUGUUUAGAUCUAACCAAACGUAAACGUGAAGAAGAAGAACUUGAACCAUGCAAAAGACGACCUUUAGUUCCAGUUGCAUCUUCUGAAAGACCCUUAUAUGUCAGCCCCAUCAGAUAUCCUUAUGUGGAUUAUCCCAUGUAUUACUGCUGGCCACCGUGUUGUUAUAGACCAUGCUACGUAGAGCGACCAGUACCCCAAAGACUGACUUGUUCAUUGGACUUGAAAGUGUACACUUAUGAACAAAAGGAACCUUCUCUUUUAGAUAUUUCAUACCCUCAACAUUGGAAUAAACAGGACUACAGGUUUCCAAGUUCGGUAUGAAAUACUACCUAUGUGUUCAAAUGGGGUAAGCUUAUUAUUCGUAUCAAUAAGUAUCAAUGUUGAUAUGAACAACUUUUUAGAUGAUUUAUUGUAACCAUUUGCAUUGAAUUAUAAAGAAGUUAUUUAAACAUUAGUUCCGGUUAUAAUUAAAAGAAUUAUGUUAUUUAGUAUGCGUACCAUUAUAUAUUAGUCUUUAGAUAAACAUUAAUAUUUUUUUUAAAAGCUUACACGGUAUUCAGUAGCCUAUAGGCUAUAAACAAUCAGUUUUAAUGUAUGAGAAACAUUAUGACAUUAUCGCAUAUUAAUUGUACAGCAACACUCUGUAUCGUACAUUUUUUGAAAUGGUAAAGCAAAACAUAAUACCAUAUCGUUUAAAAAUUUAUUGUUUUAAACAAUUAAGAUUUCUAUUUUUAAUUACUUAAAAUUAUAUAUGAUUGGAGCAAAAAAAUGAUUUAUUAACCAUAUAAUUUUGCAAUAAACAAUUUUCUAAAGACUUUAUACAAUAAAUUAUUUUAAAGUAUACUAUAUUCAUUUAUUUAAAAAAUAAACUUAUUAAUUACAAUUCUAAAUUUUUUUAUUAAUUACCAUAUUAUAUAAAUGUUAUAAAAAAAAAUUUAAAAAAAAUUAUAUAUAUUUAAAUUAAAAAAUAUUAAGAUUUAUUUGUUAGAGUUCCUAUAAUAAGGCUAGAUGUAUCAAAUAAAACUUUUGAAUUCAUUUUAAAUGGCUCAGAGUAUAUUUUUAAAAAAAAUGUGCCAAAAAAUGUAAGUUCAAAAAAGUUGCUCAAAUAUUGCUUGUCUUCCGAAAACAACAGAUUUUUUUUUUUUGGUGCUGUCGGGUUUUACUAUAUUAUGUGCCUUAUACAAAUUUGUCAAUAAUAAGAAAUAUUAAGUCUCAGAGAGACUGACUUCUUGCUCAAUCGAACCUUGACUAAUAUUUAUAUUUUAUGAAUAAGAU
Cinara cedri is the source of this 2728-nucleotide messenger RNA. Lineage: Eukaryota; Metazoa; Arthropoda; Insecta; Hemiptera; Aphididae. The record is from the annotation of a GenBank genome assembly.